Hippopotamus amphibius kiboko is the source of this 5361-nucleotide messenger RNA. RefSeq names its product WD repeat-containing protein 87-like. Gene Ontology annotation, molecular function: protein binding. NCBI's taxonomy places the organism in Eukaryota, Metazoa, Chordata, Mammalia, Artiodactyla, Hippopotamidae. The record is from RefSeq and is a predicted model, not a curated record.
AUGAUAGAAAAGAUAAAGUUUCACGUGAUGGAUCAAGUGCCGCCCAUCCAAGCAAUGGUCCACACAGGUUCCUACCACAUGUUAAUUGCUUACUGCGGUGAUAUGCGCCUGUGGCUCUUUGGAGAUCAUCGUAAAGACUUCACAUCUCUGGGUAGUAUACCCUGCCGUUUCUCCAUCAGCUGCCUCUGUUAUGACUCAGAAACUGAGAUACUGCUCUCUGGUACCUUGGGGGCUGUGGUUACCUGGUUUAUUUUGCCAAAUGGCAGGGGCCUCCAAAUGGCACAAACUGUGCCCAUGCCUGGUGGUGAGCUUGUACAGGGCUUUUCCCUGAAUGCCCCCCGGGGCUCCCUCCUGGCUCUUUGUGAGAAUAAGGUGAGAGUCUUGACCCAGCUGGAAGAGGUAAAGAAGUUCAAUCCCAUCACCAGUGGCUCCACCAUCACCUGCUCCUUCACUUGUGUCUCUCAGGGCUAUUUCUAUGCCGGAAACAAGGAUGGAGAAAUCCAUGCUUGGGGUCUAGACCGAGGCAACUUCCUCUACAGCUUCCAGGCUCACUCCUCAUCAGUGAUAUGUGUCCAAAGCCAGCCAGACACCCAUACCUUACUAACAGCAGGCCGUGAAGGUGUAGUGAAGGAAUGGGACCUUGCCUUUGGGAACUUGCUACGGCAGUUGGAUAUUGAUAAGGAUCUGCAGAAACUGCAGUUUAUCGAUAACACCACUUUUUUCUGCCAGACUGACUAUGCUUUCUCAUUGUACCACCUGCCCUGCUUUUACAGCCUCUUCAGUGUCUGUGGUUCUGCUCCCCAGCAGGUGCAGCGGGUCUGCUGCGGCCAUAAUUGGACUCGGAUCCUAUGUGCCACUAAGGAUGGUUUGUUGCGCUUUUUGUCUCCAAUAACAGGAGAUCUCCUGGUUAUCACCUGGCCUCUACUUGUCAUGGAUAAGGCUGUGGCUUGGGCCUAUGAUUCAGACAGAGAGGAGCUCUUUGUGGCAACAGACAGUUCAGAGGUGCUGGUGUUUGAUGCAACAUGCUCUCCUUGCACAGCCAAGUAUCUUGUGUGCACUUCAGUAAAAUCUGAGGAUAGAAUAAGAUGCCUGGCCUAUGGGCAGUCCCAUUUGGGUAAGGGCCUAGUAGGAUUGAUGUUCUGUGGGCAUGACAGUGGCAUUGUGAGAAUCCUCUCUCACUAUAGCUGUGCCCGAAUAGAGAAGACUGUUCACUCUGGGGCAGUAUUGGCAUUGUCUACCCUGGAAGGUCCCCAGGAGUACACCUUGCUCUGUUCCUAUGGCAUGGAUAAUACUGUGUACCUGACAGAAGCUGUGCUUCAGGGGAACAAGGUAAUCCUGCAGCCUGUCGGCAAAAUUCUGUGUGGUUGCCCCCUAAAACACGUGAUACUCUUGCCAGGUUCUGUGGGUGCCAUCACUGAGAACCACCGCUGGUGUCUCUGGCACUACAAAGAUCUUCUGACAUCUUUGGAAUCAAAACAAAGCUCUGAGUUUAAAGAGACAAAAUGCCUGCACCAGUGUGCCAUCACUUCAUUUGAUGUCUGCCUUUCCCUGAAACUUUUUGUCACUGGGGGCAUUGAUGGCUCAGUCCGGAUCUGGGACUUCCAUGGUAGACUCAUAACUGAGUUGGACUCAGCGUUACAUUUUGGCCCACUCUGCUUUGCCAAUAAUCGGGGUGACCUGCUUUUGACUUUCAACCAGAGUCUUUACCUGGUAUCCUGCUUAAAAUUGCUCCCUCCGGCUCAGCUGAUUCACCUAGCUAUCUCAAACAAUGCAGAUGAAAUACAAGAAGCCCCUAAACCCUUCCUGCCUAGCUUCUUCUUUUCAUUUGAAAAAGUAUUUGUACCCAAAUUUGUCUACUUUGAUCAAGGAAUGCAGGAAUUACAGGGGCUAGAGGCCCUUGAUAACAAGCGGGUCAUUGCCUUUGACAAUACCGUGCCUCACGUUGUAGAAGAAGAGAGACGUAAAUCCUCUGUGAUUCAAGAGGGACCGAAAUUGCAUUUUUUAGAGGAUAAGGAUACUGAUUUUUCUACUCUUAAUUCCAAGUGUAAUCAUCCCCCACGCAUGGUUCCUCCUCAAUUGUGGCUGGCCAGUUGGGAUGGAUUGAAACCCUACCAUGAAUUACGGCGCUUCUUUGGUCGAGGGCAGCAGUGGCCCUUUCCUCCUGAUGGCUACAUCCCCAACUCAGUGAUCCGUGCCCGCCUUUGGCCUGAGGGUACCCCAAUCUUCUUGUGCUGUGGCCUCUACCCAUCCUACCAACAAAAGGACUGGGACAUGACUGAACUCAGCAGACGCCAGACACUGUCACCUGUGACUCCAGUAAAAGAGAACAUUCCAAAGAGGAAACGGGGCCAUAAACCCAAGCAGUGGAAACAAACUUUCUUUGAUACUCUUGUAAACAUGGCCAACCAAAACUGGAUGGGAAGAAAACUGAAUGAAGGACUUAUAAACACUUUAAUCAAGGCCAUCCUCAACCACAUAGUUUACUGUUCUAUAGAACAAUACAAGACAUAUAUUAGUGUCCUGGCACAAAUUUUUGCCUCCUAUCAAGUAUCUUCAAGGUUGCACUCUGAGUCUGCCUGUCGCCUCCUGGAAGAUACAACUCAUUCCAAUCCACAGAUCCGUGAGAUAGCCUGGGAGGGGCUAGAGAGGUUAGGCUUCAUGAGCCAUCUCUUUGCUAUUCCACUGGCUGUGGGAUUGAUGGACAGUGAUGAAAAUGUGCGGGCUAAAGCCUUAUACCUUAUGAUUAGAGUUACAGGCAUCCAAACCAAAAGCAUGCUGGUAAGCCUGCUGAAGAGACGAGAAACUUUCCAGGAAAUGCAGGAGGACUUUAUUGGAGAAACCUCUCUGGACCAGCUGCUAGGAAUUCAAGCUGGUGGUAUCCAGUACCUGCUUACUCAGGUGGAACAGCGGCUAAAUGAGAACCUGACCUUGUCACAUAGAGAUGAGAAAUGUCCUUUUUCUUUAGAUAUAUCAAGGCCUGGUGAACCUGAGGCCCUUGAUGAACGAACACUCAGACCUUUUUCAGAACCUGUAAAGAUCCCCAAACUGAAGGAAAGAAUGACACAUGUUACAGCAAAGAGCAGAAAUCUCAUUAAAAAGGACAUGAAAGUUUCCAGGAAGCAGAGACAGGCAGAAUUUAGCCCUGUGUUGGUGACUUCAGAGCAUGAAGGUGAACAGAGAGAAGCCAAGGAAUCAGGGCAAAUUGACACCCAGGAUGUUGCCUUAGAACCAGAGCCGCCACUAAGCACUUUCAGCCCAGUCACAUCCCAAGACGAUGUUGAAUCAGAGGAGGUCAUGUUGGAGGCCACAAAAGCCAUGGAAUCCACAGAAGCCUUGGAGGUCACAGAGGCACUGAAGGCCAGAGGGGCAGUGGAGGCCACAGGAGUUUUGGUGGCCAUAGAUCAACAUGGCAUGAAAGAUUAUGAAGAAGUGAUUCCUAUGCUGGAAAGACAAGAACACCUGAAAAGGCUUUGGGAAAGAGCAGUGAAAAAAGGCCGUGAAAAAGUAGGUGUAAAGUUCAAAGAGACAAGAAAAUUGGAGGACGUUCCAGAAACAACUGCAGAAGAGCCCAAGAAAGAGGUCAUACAGGUUACUGAGCAAGAAGAUGCAAUGAAGAAACUUAGAAAGAGUGGUCGUGGUUUGUCUGGGACUCCUGGACGCGUAUCUAGAUCAGACACCAGAUCUUGGCGGGAUGACAUUUGCUAUCUUGUUACCUCAAGAAUAGCAAGUUCCCAUCCAGGAAUGUUAAGGGAUCUGGGUCAAGAAUUGGUGGAGCUGGCUCAGGCAAUACUUGCUCCCCAAGAGCCCAGCUGGGAUCUCUUCCAGGAGAUCUGUCCUCUUUUAAAGGACUCAUCAGAAUUGGAUGACAGAGUAAUGGAAGAAACACCUGUUGUAACAGAAGAAGUUGUUAAACAGGUUGUCAAGGAAGAAGGGACAGUAGGAUCGAGAGAACAAGGAGGUGAAAAAGUAUUAAAGAAAGGCAAGGUGUUUUCUAAAGUCAAGAAAAAGAAAGUUAAUUUCUUAGAAGAUGACCUAGUAUUAGAGAAAAGGAAAUUUAAAAAAUAUCACAAAAAGAAGAAAUGCAUCUGGGGUAUGGAGGAACAUGUUGCGGAAGAGGCCCGGGAAAGGGAGAAAUUGGCUCAGGAAGAGGAACGUUUGUCUAAAGAAGAGGAAGGGCUGUCCAGCAAAGAGGGAAAACAGGCAUUAGAAAGAGGCAGCUUGGCAGAGCAAGAGAUUAAAUUGACCCGAGGAAGGAAGAAAUUGUUAGUAAUGGAGAAAAAAGAGGCCCAUAAAAAGAAACAAAUCCAAGAGAAGAAAAAGCAAGUUGAGAAACAGGAGAAAGUAGACCAGAAGGAGAAGCAAGCUAAGAAAGAGGAGAAAGAGGCCACGGACAAACAAUUAGCCAGGAAAAGAAAGAAACUGGGCCAAAAAGAGGAGGAAAAGUUUGGAGAAAUGGAGAAACUGUCACAAGAAGAAGUUAAACAGACUGAAAAAAAGGCAAAAGAGAAGAAACCACCUGGUGAAAUGGAGAAAAGGCCCCAGCAAAAAGAGGAAAGGGCAUUGGAGAAAAGACUGAUUCCGGAAGACCGUAUACUGGCCAAGGAAGACAGGCAUAUUGCUGAGAGAGAAAAGGCAAUAGCCAGGGAAGGAACUGGCAUAACUAGGAGAAAAGAAAAAAUAACCCAAGAAGAGAAAGAAAUUACGGAAGAAGAAGGUACAUUGUCUGAUGAAGAGAGGAAAUUGGCCUAUGACAUCAGAACCAAGGAGAUGGGUGUUGCCAAGGAAGAAAUGAAAAGAAUCAAGGAGGAGAGUAUACAGGAAAUGAAGAAACUGGAUAUGGGAAUGGAGGUUAGUUCUGAAGAAAAAGAGGCUAGUUCCAGAGAAAAAGAUAUAAGGAAGAAAGAGAGUCACCUGGUGAGGAUCCUGGCUAAAACAAUUAGAGAAAUGAGGACAGAGCCGUUGAAAGAAAUAGGAAUACCUAAGGAAGAACCAUCAUUCAUUACGGGAAGGGGUGAAAUUGAUGACCAGAGGUGGGAGUUUUUAAAGGAACAGGAGGAAAUAACUAAAGAAGAGAAGGAGUCAGUUCAGAAAGAAAGAAAACCAGAAGAUGACAGACUGGCUACCAAAGAGAGAACACUGACUGAUGAAGAGAGCUUGGAGGAGGACCAAAGGUUAUUAGAGAAGGUCCAGGAGAAGAUAAUAUUAGAUAAAACACAGAUGGAGCGUAUGUUAAAGGAGGUUCAGCAGCAAAAUCUGUUAGGAAAAAAGCAGCUGAAGAAGCUUCUGAAGAUAAUUGAGGAGAAUAAACCAGAAAAGACCCAGACCGACAGGAAGGUCAACUUAUUGGAGCACACCACAUGA